This is a messenger RNA of Hevea brasiliensis (rubber tree), 2462 nucleotides long. RefSeq names its product phosphatidylinositol 4-kinase gamma 8. The record is from RefSeq and is a predicted model, not a curated record. Lineage: Eukaryota; Viridiplantae; Streptophyta; Magnoliopsida; Malpighiales; Euphorbiaceae. The transcript is spliced from 4 exons. The coding region runs from base 375 to 2129 and encodes 584 amino acids.
CAACGAGUGGUUACAAAUAGAAAGGGUGUGAGGGCCGCAGAGGUCUUUAGGAAAUUUUCCGGUGACGGAUGAUUUGGUUCUCUCGCGCUUCUGUUGCUUGUCGUCUUCCCUGAAUGCCUUCAUCAGCGUUCAGGAAAAUUGUGACGAUUUACGUGCGGAGGAGCGAGGGAUUAAUAGGUGAUCAUGGAUAUAAAAGAAAUGGUAUAUGUGGGAUUAAAUUUUGUGGGUUGUGCUUGAGUUAAAAGAAAUGAAUCCAAUGCUGGACAUUUGCCAUAUGAAUGCCAAUUUUGGAAAUGUGAUGGCUAAUCUCCCGUGGAAUACUAAACCGAUCCUGUGAGAAGAAGGGCCUUUGGCAUGCGCUACUACCAUUCUGUAUGAAAUUCUUAAAAAUGGCGGUGGCCAUUGAUCAACAUCAUGGAUUUGGACCGUUUAAUCGACCUAAGAGAUGCAGACUCCAAUCCUUUACUCACUUUGAUAACAACAUUGUUGAAAUUAGCCAAACCAAUCUUACCAACUCCUUAAAACAAGCAUUUGAAGUUGCUAAUAUUCACCGAAGCUUCUCUACUCCGUGCUUCUCCCUAGCCACAAGAUUGGAAGACGAGCUUGAUGCCAACCCAAGAGUCGAAAUUGUUGGCGGCCAUGGAGCACCUAGAGUGCGUGCCCUUGUUGUUGAGGUUGCAAUAGCUAUAGCCUCUGGUAUUGGUCCAAUGCCAGUCGCAAGUGGACUAGGUGGCGCUUACUUCAUACGCGACAAGAGUGGUGAUAAUAUUGCCGUCAUAAAGCCAAUUGAUGAAGAACCUUUAGCCUUUAACAAUCCAAAAGGUUUUGGUGGAUUGAUGCUAGGUCAACCUGGAAUGAAACGUUCAAUUCAAAUUGGUGGAACUGGAAUUCGUGAAUUAGCUGCUUAUCUUCUUGAUCAUGAUGGCUUUGCUGGUGUUCCUCCAACAGCCUUGGUCAAAAUAACUCAUGUUGGAUUCCAUAUAAAUAAUGGUGCUGAUGCAACCACCACAUCAGCUCCACCAUAUAAGAUUGCCUCACUCCAACAUUUUGUAGAUCACGAUUUUGACGCAGGGGAAUUAGGCCCUUCAGACUUCUCAGUUGCUUCAGUUCAUCGAAUUGGAAUUUUUGAUGUUAGGCUCCUAAAUCUUGAUAGACACUCUGGAAAUAUGCUAGUCAAGAAGAAUGAUCACCGUGGAAAUUAUGCAAUUGGGGUAGUUGAGCUUGUGCCGAUAGACCAUGGACUUUGCCUACCUGAAUGGCUUGAUGAUCCUUAUUUUGAAUGGCUACAUUGGCCUCAAGCCUCGAUUCCCUUUUCAGAGUCUGAAUUUGACUACAUAUACAAUCUUGAUCCUUUUAAAGAUGCAGAGCUGUUAAGGUCUGAGCUUCCUUCUCUAGGGGAAUCAUCUAUCCGAGUUCUUAUCCUUUGCACUAUUUUCUUAAAGCAAGCUGUUUCUGCUGGGCUUUGCCUUGCUGAUAUAGGUGAAAUGAUGACUCGUGAGUUCCGUGGUGGAGAGGAAAAUUUAAGUGUGCUAGAGAGUCUUUGUGCAAAAAUAAAGGCAAGUUUGGUUAAUAAAUCCAUUGGUGAUGACAUUUAUAAUGGUGAUGAUCAGAAUAAUGAGCAAAGUAUAGAAGAAAAAGAAGAGGCUGCUAUAUUUCAAUUUGAUGAUGAAAGUGAAAAUGCUUUGAGUGAGGUUUUGGAUGUCCAUCAACUCUUACAAUUUCCACCUAAGAUGGCUAACUUGUCAAAAAAUCCAAGGUUUUCAUCCAUAAGAUCAAUGCCUAAGCUGCAAGAUUCAGCAGCAUUAUCUCCAGUAUGUAAGCAAAACGACUACGAAGAUGAUGAUGAUGAUGAUGAUGAUGAUGAUACUCAUCGUGAGAACACACACAUUAUGAAAGAAAAUAGUGAUAAUGAUGGCGGGGAUAGCAUCAUAGUUAGGGGUUUGACAAAGAGCAUCAGUUACUCUGUACAAAAUUAUAACUGUGAAAUUGAAGGCAUUUCUCUUGGAGACAUGAGUGGAGAUCAAUGGGAAUUGUUCUUGGAGUGCUUUGAGGAGCUUUUGCCUGAGGUUUUUCAAGGCACAAAGGGCAUGGGCACAAAGCAAAGGUUGGGAACUUCUUGCAAGUUCUGAGUUAUGAAUGUUCACAAGAAAUCAACACAACCCAAAUGAGAAACAGGUACUUGCUUGAACCUAGCUAAUUUGGAGUAAUUUGUAUACUGUCCAUAUCAACUUGGUAAUAUAUUACAGAUGAUACUUAGGAAGGAAAAGGGAUAAGGCAGGCUGCCAUCCUUUCCAUUUCAUUUCUCACUCUACUAUUUUUUUUUUUUUUGCCUCAUUUCAUUUCUUUUUCUUCCUAUUAUCAUUUUAUUAUACAUUCAAUUUUCAUGCACAUGAUUUUGUAAGAAACAAAUGAUCAAAUUUGUAAAUACUAUUAUUUAUAUGUGUAAUUAAUUUCAUUAUUCA